UGCACGUGACGUAACGAGAAUUUGUGGUCUAUUGUAAACAUUUAUAAGUGAGGUUAUAAUCGUCGAAUUAAUUUUACUACGACGUAUAUGAUGAACAGAUUGUUUGCAUUUAAUCACUCGCGCGCGCUCGCGAUUGAAAUUAAUUCACUUUACUCUCGGAUACCCAAAAGGUAUUGCGUGAAAUAUGUGCAAGGACAAUCUCCGGAAUCUAGAGUUCGCGAAUAUUUUUAUUAUAUCGACCACCAAGGCAUGUUGUUCCUGGAUGAUGCACGUAUGAAAAACUUCACAUCAUGCUUUAAAGAUAAAAAGUUUUUGGCCUUUUUUUUCAAACGCUUGAAAAAGAAUGACACUGGUAGAUAUGUGGGAGAUUUUCCUUAUGUCUCUCUUUGCGGUCCAGAGAGAAAUUUUGUCAGAUGCGAUGAUUUGCCAAUAGUUUUCACGAAAAUUUUUAAAAAGGAAGAUAGUAAAACAAGUAAAACUGAAAAUUGGUUUGGUUAUGCUUAUGCAGAAGAAUUAUUAAUGGUACCAUUUCAACCAGACAAAAUAUAUAUGGAUGUUCAGUCAGGCAGAGUAUAUCAUCCUGCUCCAGAAAAAGCAGGAGGAAUUGGUCUGGUGAGAUCAAAAAUUGCUAUUGAACUUAGUCCAUUAUUUAGUUUUGAGAAAGGAGAAGAAUAUGGUCCAACUCAUAUCAUUUGGGAAGAUAAAAAAUAUACUUUAGAUCAUAAAUGGUAUAAGAAUGAAGAACUACAAGCUGUCAGAUAAAAAUAAAUAAACUUUAUUCUUAAUUCAAAAAGGAAACAAAGCACAAUAUAUAAACAACUUUCAUAAAAUGUACAUAUAUUUUCAAUGAUAAAUAACAAAGAUUUGUAAUUAUCCUCUAUCUAAUAAGUUUUGUUAAGGUAAAGAUGAAAUAUCAAAGAUUCUAGCUGUGGAAUCAUCAGAUGUAGUUAGUGCUUUCUCUCCAUUUCUAAAAAUUGUUAUCGUUUGUAUAUUUUUAUUAAAAAAAUUUCUAUUAAAGAACAGACGAAUAUCUGUAUUUUCUUCAACUUA
Frieseomelitta varia is the source of this 1050-nucleotide messenger RNA. Its product is annotated as UPF0598 protein CG30010. The transcript is spliced from 4 exons. The coding region runs from base 88 to 762 and encodes 224 amino acids. Lineage: Eukaryota; Metazoa; Arthropoda; Insecta; Hymenoptera; Apidae. The record is from RefSeq and is a predicted model, not a curated record.